Messenger RNA from Argiope bruennichi, 2271 nucleotides. RefSeq names its product cytochrome P450 2J2-like. Lineage: Eukaryota; Metazoa; Arthropoda; Arachnida; Araneae; Araneidae. Gene Ontology annotation, molecular function: oxidoreductase activity, acting on paired donors, with incorporation or reduction of molecular oxygen; heme binding; iron ion binding. The transcript has 8 exons. The record is from RefSeq and is a predicted model, not a curated record. Bases 492 to 2027 code for a protein of 511 amino acids.
AGCGUGGCAUCAUUGUACUUUUGCCAUCGAAACCGAAAGAACGAAAAAAAUCGUCUGCCGUGAAACGAACUUUCUUCUUCUCUCUGAUUUAUCUAGUACUUUUCACUGAAAAAGGAUUCGAAGAAUAGCCGAAAAAUUUUGAUAAACUUUACAAGAAGAUAUUUUUGAUUCUUCAGAAGAUUUGUAUGUAACUGUCUCCUCUUUAUAUUCAAGUAAUAAUAUAUAAUAAGAAUCCAUACAAUAGCAAAACGUUACUGAAAAAAAAAAAUACAGAAAGAAAAAUAGAUAAAAGUCAGCUGCACUUGCGAUAUCGUUUGAUUCUAUUUUAAAAUUUUAACUCCGCUAUUUAGAGGAAGUAUCAAUCAUUAAAAAAUAUUCGUUUGAAUGAUAUCUGGAGUUAUCGCUGAGGCGUUCCAUCAGUAACAAGUCAGAAAAAUUGAUAAAAAAUACUUUUAAAUUUAAAUCUGCAAAAGAAUAGGAAGGAAAUUAAAAUGUAUUUAGAAAACUUAACAAUGAUUUCGAAAAUAGAUGAUUUAAUAUCAUUUUUUAAAGCUCAUCAAUAUGAAAUUUCGCUAGGAAUAUUUGGUUUUUUGUUGGCGUUUGUGAUUGUUAAGUUGAUUAAGAGAUUGAACCGUAAAUAUCCACCUGGACCCAUGGGAUUACCGAUUGUUGGAUACUACCCUUUCAUGUCUGAAGAUAUGUUCCCGGAUUUAACUGAACUUGGAGAAAAAUACGGUGAUGUGUUCAGUUUGAAAUUAGGAUCGCAAAACAUUGUUGUGCUGCAUGGAGCUGAAGUUAUAAAAGAAGCAUAUAAUAAAACAGAGUUCCUGGGUCGGCCACCUGAUAGUGCACUAGCUAUACUAAAUCCUAAAAGUGCAUUUUUUGGAGGAAAUUUUCAUGCUUGGAAAGAACAACGUAGAUUCGUGGUGCAAUCAAUGAAGGACCUUGGUCUAGGAAAAACAAAAAUCGAAGAAGAUAUAAUGGAUGAAAUUAACCAUUUUAUAGCGGUAUUAAGAAGUCAUAACGGCGAGCCCCUGGAUGUGAAGCAACCCCUGUCGCCAAGCAUAUCCAAUAACAUCUGUGCUCUGAUAUUUGGGAAGAGAUACGAGUACGAUCAUCCCGAACGGCAAUUCCUGGACAAAAAUGUGGAACAGGAAUUCGAAGCCGCCAGUCAAACUUCUUUGGAUACAUUAUUCCCAUGGAUGCAGAAAAUCCCUGUUGCCAAAAAGUUGGUAUCUAAUCCACAUGUCGAAAAUGUGGUAAAGAAUUACACAUCGUUUUUUCAGAAGAAGAUAGAUGAACAUAAGAAAACUUUCGAUCCUUCAAAUAUACGAGAUUUUAUCGACCGAUACUUAGUAGAAAUAGACACACAAAAAGAUAAAAAUCCGGACAGCUCUUUCAGUGAGGAGAUGUUACGUAGCAAUGUCAUGGAUGUCUUCGACGCAGGCAGUGAAACUGUCCGCACUUCCAUUCACUGGUUUGUUUACUGCAUGGCUGCUUUUCCCGAUGUCCAAAAAAAAGUCCAGCAAGAGAUAAUGGACGUCUUGGGUACUGAAAAGCAGCCCGAGUACAUGGACAUCAAACGUAUGCCAUACAUUCAUGCCGUUAUCUUGGAACUUAUGAGAUGGAAGAGUAUAGUUCCAUUGGAUGUAGUGCAUUAUACUCUGGCGGACACCACAGUGGGUGGAUACGACAUACCAAAGGGAACAACCAUAAUCGCUAAUUUCUGGAACGUGCACCACGAUCCUAGAUACUGGGAUGAACCAGACAAAUUCAAGCCAGAACGAUUUUUGAGUCAAGAUGGAAAGUCGGUGGUGAAGUCAAGCAAUUUCAUGGCAUUUUCUUUAGGUAGAAGAGUCUGUCCUGGAGAAUCCAUGGCGAAUAUGGAAAUGUUUUUGUAUUUCACCUCAAUACUUCAAAAGUUUGAUAUAGUGUUUCCGGAAGGAACAAAGCCAACAUUCGAAGCCAAGCUUAAGCUCACUUACAGAUUGGAACCGUAUUUGGUGUGCUUUCUUCCUAAGAACUGAAGGAGUAUCUGCAUUAUAAUCAAGUCAUUGACUCUUCAAGCACAUACAAUGAAGCUCUGCAAGAAUAGUGCCUGAAUCAUUCAAAGUGAUGUUCAUUUUAUAAUGAAACAGAACCUUCAUUUUAUGAUUUUCAGUUUAAUCAUAUUUCAACAAUUUUUGUUUUAUAAGAAAUACUCAUAUGGAUCCUGGAAUAUUGUAUAAUGUUUUCCAAAGUAACUGUAUUAAACUGUUAUUGAUUAUAUUA